Eublepharis macularius is the source of this 1943-nucleotide messenger RNA. RefSeq names its product lipopolysaccharide-induced tumor necrosis factor-alpha factor homolog. Lineage: Eukaryota; Metazoa; Chordata; Lepidosauria; Squamata; Eublepharidae. Bases 174 to 824 code for a protein of 216 amino acids. The record is from RefSeq and is a predicted model, not a curated record. Gene Ontology annotation, molecular function: zinc ion binding. The transcript is spliced from 5 exons.
UCCUUUCCUGCCAUCCUAAUCCUCAGACACUCCACUCAACAUGGGCAAAUCCCUGGAACAAUAAUAUGCCCUUUUCUCUCUCCGUACUCAAGUGAAGAUCUAAGCUGUGGAUGAAGUGAUCUGAAGUUUAGGGGAAGAACGGCUGGCUCAUCCCACAGUGACAAACCAAAAGGAUGGAUCAGGUGAAAGGAAAGACCUCCCUUCCGAUGACUGCUUUGAAGCAUCCUACAGAACCUCAUGCCCCACCAUACUCCUCAUCAUAUGCUCCACAGUCGUAUGCUCCAGAGCCACAGGCCUCAAAAUCAUACACCUUAGAGCCACAGGCCCCCAAAUCGUAUGCUCCAGAUCCGUAUGCGCCACAUUCAUAUACCCCGGAUCCAUAUGCACCACAACCAUAUGCCCCGGAUCCGUAUGCACCAGAACCUUUCGCGCCAGAAAAUAUUGAAUAUUCAGACAGCUGUUCCUAUACUGUGGAAAUUAUUUCUGGUGAAUGUCCCUCCCCCCCACCCUAUUCGGCUGAAGACGUCCAUUGUGACCAAGUAGGACCAGCCUGCUGCUCAGGUACUAGCCAGCCACCAGUUGUGGUUGCUGGAAUCUUCUCAAGCAAACCGGCCUCGACCAUCUGCCCUUGUUGCCGCCAGAUCAUAACCACGGAGGUCGUCUACCGAGUAGGAUCUCUGACAUACGCGCUCUGCACCUGCUUGUGCCUGGUGGGCUGCUGCCUGGGCUGUUGCCUGGUGCCCUUUGCCUCCCGAUGCUGCAAGGACGUGGACCACUACUGCCCCUGCUGCCGGUACCACAUCUACCGCUACAAGAGGCUGUAGGACCUUCUGACAGCUGAAGGUCUGGCUAGGGGAGAAAUGGUGUCUCCUACAAUGAAAAGGGUGUUUGUCCGCAUGUGAAAGUCCCUUUCCUCAAUGGAUGUAUCCAUUCUGCAUUCUGUCUUGAAGGUGUGCCGGGAAUCAUCCUCCGCUAUUCAGCUGACCUUGCCUGCCCCUCAGCUGCUGUGCCGUGGUCUCUCGAACUCAGAUCUUAGGAAGACAGUUGCCCAUUGCUUGCACAAGCAGCUCCUCUGCUGUACCUUCCUUUCCCCCACACUGGCUCCCUCCAACGCUUCCUUUGAACUUUGACCUCAGAUUCCCUUUAAUUCCUGCCUAAAACCUGCUUGGAUCCUGCCCAAACUCUGAUUCAGCCAGAAAGUCACUUGUACAUUGGAAGCCACGUGGGAAAUCUUGUUUUGGAGAUCAUCAGAGUGAUGCUGUGCAUGAGAGAUUCUGGGUAAGGCAGUAACUUAUUUUGAUGAGAAACUUUUGCACUGUUUUAAAUUGAUGGACAAAAAUUAACAUGGCGCUGUACAGAAAAAAAAAAUUGAGGCCACCUUUUGCCUGUCUGUGGCUCUUCAUUUUCCUAUACAGAUUGAUUUAUAUUAAGCACAGCAGGAACACCAAGCGGAGACUGGAAUUCUUGAAAAAACAGGGUCGACAUACCUGUAACUUAUGUUCAUCGAGCUCUUCUGUGCUGACACACAUUGGGGGGGGGGGGAAUGCGCAGGCCGGCCGCCGGAGAAUUCUUUAUCGCUUCCAUAGCUCCGAAGGGGCCGUUUGUCGCGCGCCUCAGCGACUGUUUUCCCGCCCAAACGGUCACAUGUCCUUCCAGCGACCAACGGCCCCUUCCCUCAGUUCUCCCUUGCCGCUGCUAUCCAAUACACAGAGCCAUAAUCCUUUAAAACAUCAAUUUUUGUUAUAGUCAUCAUAUUUAUUAUUAUUUUGCAUUGGAAUUCACAGCGGGGCAGGAGGGAGGGAUGUGUGUCAGCACAGAAGAACUCGAUGAACAUAAGUUACAGGUAUGUUAACCCUGUUUUCAUCUUCGUUCUUCUGUGCCUCCACACAUGGGAGAGUACCAAGCUUCACACAAUAAGGAAGGUGGGGUGAAAUCCAACUCAA